AGAGGCGGGCAGGAGCCGAGGCCAGGGAGCCCUCUGCGUCAGCUGCUGCUCACUGCGCCGCGCCAGUACCAGCCGGGACUCACCCGCAGCUCCAUGCUUGUGCCCGGCUCGACUCGUCCAUCCUCGGAGAAGAGGCAGAAUGGGGCUGCACUGAAGAUCGUGGUGAUGUUCACCUCCCCAAGGCACCGGCCUAAGAAGGUCCCCCAAGCCCAACCCCGGAGAGUGGAGGAAAGGAGAGCUGGUUGGGCUGGGGUUGGGGCAUCCCCCACUCCUUUGAUACUGUAGAUGCCUACCAAACUGGAGUCGGAAUGAGGACUGGAAUGAGGGCCAGGGACGAGGGCGUCCUCUGAAGUGCAUCACCAGGACCCAAGCUGAGUCAGUAGCCUCUGCUGAGACAGGGUGGAGUACUGGGUACUCCCAGUCCUCAGGGAGAGCCAUCGGGAAACAGGAGCCACGGACCGGGAGCACACAAGAGCACCAAGGCCCAAGAGGUUAAGAAUCCUGCUCCUUCCUCCUGUGAGCCUGCCCAGCCCAGCUCUGUGGCCUUGGAAUCCUGAGCACUCCUACAGCCCAUGAGGCUCCCAGUCCCCACUGAGUGCCGCCCUGAAGGAUGUCCCAGCUCUCCUCCACCCUGAAGCGCUACACAGAAUCGGCCCGUUACACAGAUGCCCCUUAUGCCAAAUCAGGCUAUGGCACCUACACUCCCUCUUCCUAUGGGGCCAACCUGGCUGCCUCCUUCCUGGAGAAGGAGAAGCUCGCCUUUAAGCCAGGCCCCCCAACCAGCUUCCUCACCCGUCCCCGUACCUACGGCCCCUCUUCCAUCCUGGACUAUGACAGGGGCCGCCCCCUGCUGAGACCCGACAUCAUCGGGGGUGGCAAGCGGGCAGAGAGCCAGACUCGAGGCACUGAGCGGCCUUCAGGGAGCGGACUCAGCGGGGGCAGUGGAUUCCCUUAUGGAGUGACCAACAACUCCCUCAGCUACCUGCCGGGGACUGCCCGGGACCAGGGCAUAACCUUGACCCAGAAGAAGUCCAGCAGUCAAUCAGACCUGGCCCGGGAUUUCUCCAGCCUCCGGACCUCAGAUAGCUAUCGGAUAGACCCUGGGAACCUGGGCCGCAGCCCCAUGCUGGCCCGCACGCGCAAGGAGCUGUGUGCCCUGCAGGGGCUCUAUCAGGCAGCCAGCCGCUCGGAGUACCUGACAGACUACCUGGAGAACUAUGGCCGAAAGGGCAGCGCCCCUCAGGUGCCCACCCAGGCCCCUUCCUCUCGAGUCCCUGAAGUCCUCAGCCCCACCUACCGACCCACUGGCCAUUACACUCUGUGGGAGAAGAGUAAGGGCCAGGCCCCUGGGUCCAGCCGCUCCAGCUCCCCAGGGCGAGACACCAUGGACACCCAUUGCAGGACGCAUGCACUCAACGACGAUCCAGCAGUACUCUCGGAAAUGGUCAGCUACCCCCACAUACACUGCAAUUCUCACCCGCCGCCUCACCACCCAACAUGCCAGUGUCCCCUGCAGGCCCUGCACCAUCCUGGACUGAGUGCUGAGGCCCCCAAACCGCCAGUGUUCCUUGUGAAUUCUAAGAGCGCCCAGGGUCUGGCUGGUCUUCGAAACCUUGGGAACACGUGCUUCAUGAACUCCAUUCUGCAGUGUCUGAGCAACACCCGGGAGCUGAGGGAUUACUGCCUCCAGAGGCUCUACAUGCGGGAUCUCAGCCACGGCAGCAGUGUCCACACAGCCCUCAUGGAAGAGUUUGCAAAACUAAUCCAGACCAUAUGGACUUCAUCCCCCAAUGAUGUGGUGAGCCCAUCUGAGUUCAAGACCCAGAUCCAGAGAUAUGCCCCGCGCUUCGUUGGCUAUAAUCAGCAAGAUGCUCAGGAGUUUCUGCGCUUUCUUCUGGAUGGGCUCCACAACGAGGUGAACCGGGUAACAGUGAGGCCUAAGUCCAACCCUGAGAACCUCGAUCAUCUUCCUGAUGAUGAGAAAGGGCGACAGAUGUGGAGGAAGUAUCUAGAACGGGAAGACAGUCGGAUUGGGGAUCUUUUUGUUGGGCAGCUAAAGAGCUCCCUGACGUGCACGGACUGUGGUUACUGCUCUACAGUCUUUGAUCCCUUCUGGGACCUCUCCCUGCCCAUCGCUAAGCGAGGUUAUCCUGAGGUAACUUUAAUGGACUGCAUGAGGCUCUUCACCAAAGAGGAUGUGCUUGAUGGCGAUGAAAAGCCAACAUGCUGUCGCUGCCGAGCCAGAAAACGAUGUAUAAAGAAGUUCUCCAUCCAGAGGUUCCCAAAGAUCUUGGUGCUCCAUCUGAAGCGGUUCUCAGAAUCCAGGAUACGAACCAGCAAGCUCACAACAUUUGUGAAUUUCCCACUAAGAGACCUGGACUUGAGAGAAUUUGCCUCAGAAAACACCAACCACGCUGUUUACAACCUGUACGCUGUGUCCAAUCACUCUGGAACCACCAUGGGCGGCCAUUAUACAGCCUAUUGCCGGAGUCCAGUGACGGGCGAAUGGCACACUUUCAAUGACUCCAGCGUCACACCCAUGUCUUCCAGCCAAGUGCGCACCAGCGACGCCUAUUUGCUCUUCUACGAAUUGGCCAGUCCACCCUCCCGCAUGUAGCAGCAAGGAGCUACAUCCCUGUCUCCCUUUCCUGUGGUGGCCCCACACCCUAAGUUUUUUUUUUUUUUAAAGACAAAAAAAAAAAAAUCCUGACAAAUAAGAGAAAAAUAAAGUAAACUAAAGCUGCCGAGCAGGAGUUGCUGCAGCCUGGUCAGGGUCUGGAGCGCGGAGCCAGGAGCCCCUGAGCCAUACGCGGCACGAAGAUCGACAGGACACAGAGCCCGGAGCCAGCACAGUGUCCCCUCGGCUUCUCUUGUUUGCGUUUUUAAGCUUGUGGUUUUUUCCUGUGUGUAAUAAACAACAGCGGUCUGUGGGGAGAAGAUCUCGUCCUCUUGGUGCCCUUCCAGCCCCCGUUCCUCCCGAGAAGACAGCGCCCUCUGGAGCCUGCUGGGAGGAUCGCCGCCUGGGAGCCCCGGCGCCGGAGCCUAGCACCUGUCUUCGCCUGGACCCUGCUCACCAGUCCAGAAGCAAGAAAAACACCCAUGAGCCAAGAGCCCUCUUAACGCUGCUAUCUCCAGGGAGACAGACAAGGGGAUGACUUUUAAAAAAGCUGAUUUUGGUUUUUAAAAGCCCAACUUUUUUUUUUUUUUUUUUUUUUUUAAUUACAAUAACUAAAGCUUUCAGACUGGAGAUGCUCUCCUUCACACUUCUUCACAGCUGGGAUGUUAUGCUGGUCAUUUUUUUUUUUUUUUUUUUUUUUUUUAGUUCUUCAAAUACAGCUUUUCUAAUGCUAGCCCCCAGUGGUGCUAGGUGGGCGUCGGCCAGGCCCUAAGUACAGCCACAGUAGACCCGGGAUCUAACAAGUUUUUUUGUUUUUGUUUUAAUGUUUUGGAUGGAAUCUAGUUGCCUCCAAGAAUUGUGCCUUAUAGCAUUUGGGGACCAGGGGGUAACUGCCCCUCCCUGAAAUAUCCCUCAGCCUCUUCCCUUUUCCCCAGUGCCGUGUUCAAACCCGCUGGGGGAGAUGGGGGUCGUGCCCGUAGCCCCUGGCUUGUUUUACAUCGCAGUGAGGUGAAGAGGAGAGUAGGUGGAAGGAGAUUUCUUACGGUAGCGUAUCAAGUUUUUCCUGCCCACUUCCUCUAAGCCACCCCUGGUCUACUCCCCAGCUGUUUGAAGGAUAGCACAAGCCCCUUAUCCCUAGAACUUCUCUCACCUUUAAUUUAUUCCCUCUUAAUGUGCUUCUUCUUCCUGACCUUCAUGCCCCCACCCCUUCUCAGAGCCUCCUAGACAUAGGCCCUUUGGACCGAGUUUCUCAGGGAUGCCCAUGCCACCCCUCAGCCCCUCUUGGCAUCGGUCGUCAGUCCCACCCCAGGAGCUGGAGCCUGGGUGUCUGGGGACAUCUUGCCUCAGCCGUAUGAUUCUUUUCCCACGGGCGUGAUUUUGCCCUGAGUAGUUCUGGACAAAACUCGGUGCUGUCCCGGAGAGUAAGCCGUCCGGCACCAAGGCACGGAGCUCUGUGCAUCCACGCACGUGGGCCCAGCUUGUGACCCUUGGAGCCUGAAGCUUUCUAAUGCUCCCAGGAGGCAUCAGAGAGAGACGCCCCAAGUUUAACUGGCCUGACCCCCUUCCCCAGGGAAGCCCUGUGAACCUGAGCCAAAGGGCUGGUGUGCACUUGUUUACUGUGUAAGCAAGAGUAGAAGAAUGUCUGAUGUACAGUGGAACCUUGUACAGAAUAAAUAAUAGCUUUGAGAAAGAA
Molecule: messenger RNA, 4310 nt
Organism: Felis catus (domestic cat)
Lineage: Eukaryota; Metazoa; Chordata; Mammalia; Carnivora; Felidae
Gene: USP2
Product: ubiquitin specific peptidase 2
Exons: 15
Coding region: 611-2617 (668 amino acids)
Biological process (GO): protein deubiquitination
Cellular component (GO): cytoplasm
Molecular function (GO): cysteine-type deubiquitinase activity
Source: RefSeq, a predicted model, not a curated record